AUGAAGUGGCUGAUAACAAUUUUUUUAAUUUUCCUACUAAGUUUUACUGAAUCUAGAACAAUGCAUAGAAGUGCAUAUGGAAUAGGUUCCAUAUUGGACUCUUCCAAAUGUUCUGCAAAGGUGAAUUUAGUUGACAUAGCCACCAUAAUUUUUGCUCAGUUUGUUCAAGAAGCCACAUAUGAAGAAGUAAGCAAAAUGGUGAAAGAGGUAUUGGCUGUGAUUGAGAGACCCACAGUCAGAGAUCAGACUACAGAGUGUCUGGAAAACCAGUUACCUGUCUUUCUGGAAGAAAUUUGCCACGAGAAGGAAAUUCUCGAAAAAUAUGGAUUGUCAGACUGCUGCAGCCAAAGUGAAGAGGAAAGACAUAACUGCUUGCUAGCACGCAAAAAAACUGCCCCAGCAUCCAUCCCGCCCUUCCAGGUUCCAGAACCUGUCACGAGUUGUAAGGCAUACGAAAAAAACAGGGAGGCAUUCAUGAAUCGAUAUAUCUAUGAAAUGGCAAGAAGACACCCCUACCUGUAUGCAUCUACAAUUCUUUCUCUGGCUACUCACUAUGACAAAAUAAUUCUACCUUGCUGCCAAGCUGAAAAUGCAGUUGAAUGCUUCCAAACAAAGGCAGCAUCUACCACAAAAGUACUAAGAGAAAGCAGCUUGGUAAAUCAACAUAUGUGUGCAGUGAUAAAAAAAUAUGGACCCCAAACCUCUGAAGCCAUAGUUACUACUGAACUGAGUCAAAAGUUUCCCAAAGCUAAUUUCACUGAAAUUCAGAGACUGGUCCUGGAUGUGACUCAUGUACAUGAGGAAUGUUGCCGAGGAAACAUGUUGGAGUGUAUCCAGGAUGGGGAAAGAAUUAUGUCCUACAUAUGUUCUCAGCAAGCUAUUCUGUCAAGCAAAUUAGCAGAAUGCUGCAAAUUGCCCAUAUUUGAACUUGGUCUCUGUGUAAUGCGUGUAGAAAAUGAUGAAAAACCUGAAGGCUUAUCCCCAAGUCUAAAAGGACUUUUAGGAGAUAGACAUUUCAGCCAGUUCUCUUCAAGGGAAAAAGAAAUAUCCAUGGCAAGAUUUACUUAUGAAUAUUCAAGAAGGCAUAUUGAGCUUGCUGUCUCAGUAGUUCUAAGAGCUGUUGAUGGAUACAAGGAGUUUUUAGAGAAGUGUGCCCAGUCUGAAAGUCCUCUUGAAUGCCAGGAUAAAGGGGAAGAAGAAGUGGAGAAAUAUAUUCAGGAGAGCCACGCAUUGGCAAAGCGAAGCUGUGGUCUUUUCCAGAAAUUAGGAGAAUAUUACUUGCAAAAUGAAUUUCUUGUUGCUUACGCCAAGAAAGCCCCUCAGCUGACUUCACCUGAGCUGAUGGCCUAUACCAAGAAGAUGACGAACGCUGCAGCCACCUGUUGCCAGCUCAGUGGGGACAAACGCUUGGCCUGUGGUGAGGGAGCGGCUGACAUCAUUAUUGGGCAGUUAUGCCUCCGGCAUGAAGAGAAUCCUGUGAACUCUGGUGUUGGCCAGUGCUGUACCUCGUCAUAUGCCAACAGGAGGCCGUGCUUCAGUAGCUUGGUGGUGGAUGAAACAUAUGUGCCUCCACCAUUCUCUGCCGACAAGUUCAUCUUCCACAAAGAUCUGUGCCACGCCCAGGGUGUAGCACUGCAAACGAUGAAGCAACAGUUUCUCAUUAACCUUGUGAAGCAAAAGCCACAAAUAACAGAAGAACAACUUGAAGUGGUCAUUGCUGAUUUCUCUGCCCUACUGGAAAAGUGCUGUCAGGGCAAAGCGCAGGAAGUCUGCUUUGCAGAAGAGGGCCCUAAGAUGAUUUCUAAAACUCGUGCUGCUCUGGAAGUUUAAAUUACUUCAGGGGAAAGAAAACAGAAGACUUUAUGUUUGGUGUAAACUCUUUUUUAAUUCUAACUGUCUUAGAAAAUUCUGAAAA
Molecule: messenger RNA, 1915 nt
Organism: Condylura cristata (star-nosed mole)
Lineage: Eukaryota; Metazoa; Chordata; Mammalia; Eulipotyphla; Talpidae
Gene: AFP
Product: alpha-fetoprotein
Exons: 15
Coding region: 1-1830 (609 amino acids)
Biological process (GO): transport
Cellular component (GO): blood microparticle; cytoplasm
Molecular function (GO): zinc ion binding; fatty acid binding
Source: RefSeq, a predicted model, not a curated record